GGUCUUUCCUCCUAAGCAGCAGCCCAAAAUUUCGCCACCUCCCGUCUAUCCCUCCAUCAACUUCUCUAGCUAUCUUCUUGGUGGAGACAAAUUCGCAUGCAACAUGGUUGUCGCCGAUAUAAUGGUCUCUACCGUCGCAAUGGAGAAGGGUUCCUCCAUUGCAGAAGAUGAUGGUCAGUUCUUACUCACCCCACUCCACGAUGGAAAGAAGAAGAAAAAGAGAAGCUCAUGCCAUGAGACCAAAUGCGAGCUUGUGGACUACUACUCCUUACCCAGCUUCUUAAAGCACAACGAGUUCAUCCUCAACUACUACCGUUCCGAAUGGCCCUUGAAACAGACCAUCCUCAGCAUCUUCUCAAUCCAUAACGAGACCAUUAACGUCUGGACGCACUUGAUUGGAUUCUUCCUCUUCUUCUCUCUCACCGCAUGCACGGUGAUGAUGGUCCCAAUGGACGCAACUGUCUCCUCUCCGGUACCAUUGCCUUUGGCCAACCUUCCAUCCACCACCAAUGUUUCUGACCCUCUAAAUCCCCGCCACCAUGGACUUGUCGCCAUGGCUUCCCCUCAAGGCAACCUCACUGACAAAAUCGAGACGGACCCGGCACGAGGGAUCACUACUCGAUGGCCCUUCUACGCCUACCUUUGCGGUGCCAUGUUUUGCUUGAUAAUGAGCAGUGCUUGCCACCUCCUCUCGUGCCAUUCCGAGCACACGUGCUACGUCAUGCUCCGCCUCGACUACGGCGGCAUCUCCGCUCUCAUUGUCACCUCCUUCUACCCACUUGUCUACUACUCCUUCAUGUGUGAUCCCUUCUUCCAAAGCCUCUACCUCUGCUUCAUCACCGCCUUCGGCAUAGCCACCGUGUUGGUCUCGCUCGUGCCGGUGUUCGAGACACCGGAGUUCCGGUCGGUCCGGGCUGGGCUCUUCGUGUGCAUGGGACUAUCCGGAUUGGUACCAAUAGUGCACAAGGUGAUGAUGUUUGGACACCGGCCGGAGGCCGUUCUGACGACCGGUUAUGAGAUGGUGAUGGGAACAUUCUACGUGCUCGGCGUGUUGGUCUACGCCGCAAGGAUACCGGAGCGGUGGAUGCCGGGAAAGUUUGACCUGGCCGGCCAUAGCCAUCAGCUGUUCCACGUUUUGGUCAUUGCAGGGGCCUACACACACUAUCUUGCUGGCUUGGUGUACCUCAGAUGGAGAGAUUUGGAAGCGUGUUAAGAGUAUGGGAAAUUGAAGAUUUUGUGUAAUACGUGAUUAAUAAAGAAUAACACAAGAAUUGUACAAACUUGACGUGUGGGUUUGGCGUGAAGCCUGUGGAAGGACUUGGUCAAAGAGAAAGAUACAGGGUUGGUGCGGCAGAUGGCGAGGGUGUCGUGACAGUUUGACCGUCAGUUAGUGGAGCUCGAUUGGUCUUCUACAGUAGAGUGGCUCGUUCCCUCCUCUCAAGUCAAAAGUGGAGUAUCCGGACCGAGUCAUUGAAACUUGUAAAGAUCUGUGUCAACUCUUCUUCAUGAGCUUAGCAUAAUGUAAUUUCACUAAUUUAUAUUAAUAAAU
Phoenix dactylifera (date palm) is the source of this 1549-nucleotide messenger RNA. RefSeq names its product heptahelical transmembrane protein 4-like. Lineage: Eukaryota; Viridiplantae; Streptophyta; Magnoliopsida; Arecales; Arecaceae. Gene Ontology annotation, cellular component: membrane. Gene Ontology annotation, biological process: response to hormone. Gene Ontology annotation, molecular function: signaling receptor activity. The record is from RefSeq and is a predicted model, not a curated record.